AUGGACGCUAUUGAAAAGCGUGCCAACGGAGUCGCGCUGAGCGGGCUCGACGAGCAGCGGCUCCGAAACCACCAGCUCAGAAUGAUGCGCCGAGCGUGGCUCAAAGAUAUGAAGCCGUCUCCACGAGAGCCACUCUGGCCGCAGCACAACCUCUACUGGGGCUCCUCAAACUUCCUCCGCGCGAACUUGAACUUCACCAACUACUGGAAGCUCCUCUCCGACAAGCUCUUUCUCGCCAAGGGCGUCCGACCCUUCUAUCCCCAGGCCUUCUUUGACGAACUCUUCUACGGCCGGCUCGCGAACGUGCCCCGUAUGGCGCUUUGGGGAUCUUUCCGAAUGCUCAGAUAUGCCGUCCCUGUGUUUAUCCUUUUCUUCGGCGUUUCAGCCCUUUUCGAGGAACUCGCUCUCGCCAAAUUCCCUACCUGCUACGGUCUCUUGCCAACGGCUAACCGGCCACAGCAUUACGCGUCAUUCUUGGGAGUCUACCCAUCCGACAAGACCUUCACUACCCGACUUCGAAACGUCGAAUGGAACCACGACUGGAUUAACAUCAUGGUACGCCUCCAUCACAAAAUUAAUUAA
Messenger RNA from Oikopleura dioica, 582 nucleotides. NCBI's taxonomy places the organism in Eukaryota, Metazoa, Chordata, Appendicularia, Copelata, Oikopleuridae. The record is from the annotation of a GenBank genome assembly.